AUGGUCACUGUGAUGCUAGCUAACGUCAUUCCCGCCCAGUUCUGGAGUCUUGACGUAACGUCAGACCCAAGGCCUCACGUCGUCGGGGCUGUGGAGCUGCUAAGCUUGAGGAACCCAGACAGUAGCUCAUUGAGGACAGUCAUUAAAAGCUACUAUAGGGUCAAUAUUGAGAGCGUUUUGUAUCAGGGCUUUUUGCUAUCUAUCAGGAGGCCAUUUAGGCCUGACUUUCGACUGGACUCUGAAUUCAUCACUCAUGCUGAAGACUUGCUUGAGUCAUACCACAAGGCAAAUCCAUCUUCUACAAAUCCAAGCAUCAUACUCGGAGUACCUACGUCCCUGUAUGGACUUAUACUACGGAUAAUUGACUCGUUCAAUGUCCCUCAAAGUAAUCUUUCCAAUCACCUCAAGCGCUUGAAGGUUGAGCUACAAUACUGGGAGCAGUUGCUAUUCGAUGACGAAAACAGCGAGAACGUUCAACAUGGGGAUUCACGCUUCAACGGCCUGAUGAUAAUCGCAACUUCCCUCCUAUUUGAUCUAAUCACCGAAGCCCUGACGUCAAUCGACGAUGCAAUUUGUCUUACACCCUUGGCCGGAGAUGGGGAUGGGAAGCCCUGGAGAUGGCAACUCGAUUUAGCCAUGAAUGUUCUUCAGUGCCCCGAGGAACAUCAAAAAUGGAGUAGUUGUUACCUAGGAGCAUGGCCAUUGUUGAUACUCGGGUAUGGUGCCAGGACAAUCGAAGAGAUUGCUUUGGUGAAGGAUAUUUUGACCAAGAUGCAACAGCGCAUAGGAUACGGCGAGGUUCAGAGAAUAAUCCAAGAGCUGGAUGAGAUCACAACAUACAAGGUUCCAGUUAGUUAA
Molecule: messenger RNA, 858 nt
Organism: Fusarium subglutinans
Lineage: Eukaryota; Fungi; Ascomycota; Sordariomycetes; Hypocreales; Nectriaceae
Exons: 1
Coding region: 1-858 (285 amino acids)
Source: RefSeq, a predicted model, not a curated record